Messenger RNA from Lates calcarifer (barramundi perch), 1762 nucleotides. It is a transcript of the gene slc25a19, whose product is annotated as solute carrier family 25 member 19. Lineage: Eukaryota; Metazoa; Chordata; Actinopteri; Centropomidae. The record is from RefSeq and is a predicted model, not a curated record. Gene Ontology annotation, biological process: thiamine pyrophosphate transmembrane transport. Gene Ontology annotation, cellular component: mitochondrial inner membrane. Gene Ontology annotation, molecular function: thiamine transmembrane transporter activity. The transcript is spliced from 7 exons. Bases 173 to 1159 code for a protein of 328 amino acids.
ACGUUCUAUCUGACCCGGAAGUUAAUUGCCGAAGUCCAUAGCGUGCGACGGGAGUCUGCCCUCGUCCUGAUAAUGUUGGCUUGUGUUUGUCCGGGUUUAGCCCUGUAACUGUAGUUGUAUUUAUGACAGACUUUAACUUAAAGUAUUAACAGAAACCUGAGGUGGUGGAGACAUGGUGGGCUAUGACCCCGGGGCACGGGGUGCAGCCCUCUCCGCAGAGGCGGCAGCUCUGGCUGGGUCAGCCGCCGGAAUGGUCACCCGGGCCCUCGUCAGCCCGUUUGAUGUCCUCAAAAUCAGAUUUCAGCUGCAGAUUGAACGAGUGUCUUAUCAGAAGCCGGAGGGGAAGUACUGGGGCUUAUUUCAGGCAACUCGCUGCAUUCAUUCAGAGGAGGGGCUCUCUGCUUUCUGGAAGGGUCACAUCCCCGCACAGCUCCUCUCCAUCUGCUUCGGGGCUGUCCAGUUUGCCAGUUUUGAGUUUCUGACUGAGGUGGUCCACAAAUCUACGCCGUACGACAGCCAGACGGCAGGAGUUCACUUUGUGUGUGGUGGCCUGGCUGCCUGCUGCGCCACAGUCGUCUGCCAGCCUCUGGACACACUGCGGACACGCUUUGCAGCUCAGGGAGAACCCAAGGUGUACAGGAACUUGCGACAUGCCGUGUCUGUAAUGUGCCGCUCAGAGGGAGCACUGACUUUUUACCGCGGCCUGUCUCCAACGCUCAUGGCCGUGUUUCCCUACGCAGGGCUGCAGUUCUUCUUCUACAAUGUUUUUAAAAAGCUGCUGCCUCCACCGCCCAAAUCUGGAAGCUCAGGAGGAAACCUGAGAAGCCUGGUCUGUGGCAGCGGAGCCGGAAUGAUCAGCAAAACAAUCACGUACCCGUUUGACCUCUUCAAGAAGAGGCUGCAGGUGGGCGGCUUUGAGGAAGCUAGAGCUCACUUUGGACAGGUGCGGAGUUACAGAGGCCUGGUGGACUGCAUGGCUCAGAUUGCCAAAGAGGAGGGAGUCCGAGGCUUCUUCAAAGGCCUCUCGCCCAGCCUUCUGAAGGCUGCGCUGUCGACAGGCUUCACUUUCUUCUGGUAUGAAUUUUUCCUCAAUGCCAUGCAGAACCUCAAGGAGAGACAGAGAACAAAAGACCUCGCCAAAAACAUAGGGGAAAGAUAAUCAAGGAAAAAACGCACAUCAGAAAUACACUCAUGCCUUGUUCUUUGCACUUAAGAAAUGUAUCAGCUGGGUGGAUGUUUGGUGGUGGUUUUAUUGUGUUUACAGAGAAAAACAGGAAAACAUAACCUCAUUUUACUUGUUAUUGUGCUGUCAUUACAUCCUGUGUUGUACAAGCAUUGUUUAUUUUUAAAAGUAUAUUUAAUAUCUUGUCCUGAGUUUUUAAGGUUUAUGGACGCUUGCUCUUAAAAGAUACAGUAAAUGUCUUUCUAUCAGUUUUUGUUCAAGCUGAACUUGCACAUUUUAAGCUCUGUCCUCUAUUAACAUGUCGUAACUUUGCUCAUCAUCGACUCACAUUUUCUUGACGUUCAGUCAUUAAACUGGGAGAAGAGUGCUCAGCGAAAUAUCUUUGUUGUGGGGUGAUAUGGAACAUUUAAUAUUCACUGUGUUAUGUGCUGUGGUGGACAAAAGAGUGUUCUCUUGAUCAUAGGCCAAAUGCACUGCUAGAGUUAAACUCAAAAAAGUGAUUGUGUUUGUGCUGAUGUGUCUGUCCAAUACUGUAACUUUCAGGUCAUUAUUUUUAAAUAAAAAUUUCAAGUUUUUAUA